AUGUCGUUGCCUGUAUUGUCGCAAAGAUCGGAGUUUCAGUCAACAAGAGGCAUACACAAGGUAACUGAUCUGUGUAUGAAAGAAGUGGCGGGCGAACCAAACAAUCGGGGUGAUGAUGGCUUCAUUGGUGACUCGCCUUUCGAAAGAAGAGCAAAAGUUCUCAGCAUAGGCAAAGGAUUCACCAUCGCACUCCAAUAUUCAGGAGUUGGAGUGAAGAAAAUCAUGGGUGACGUCAAACCAUUUACUGAAGUCAAGUCUUAUUUUGCCGAUGCCAAGUUUUACAUGGAUGAAGACAUGGUAACUGAAGUUAUUCCAGUUGAGGUUCACUCAACAAGUAAGGCCAUACCAAGAAGAGAUGAGCAUUCAAAGUGCCUUUCCACUGAAGAGAAUGGCGAUAAGAAAUCAAAAAGCACUUCGUUUGGACAAAUGGGUUCAUCACCGAUAGAUUCACAGUAG
Messenger RNA from Prunus armeniaca (apricot), 456 nucleotides. The record is from the annotation of a GenBank genome assembly. NCBI's taxonomy places the organism in Eukaryota, Viridiplantae, Streptophyta, Magnoliopsida, Rosales, Rosaceae.